UCUCCUUUAUCAUUAAUAUUAGGACCACCAAAAACAGGUAAGAGUUUUAUGUUACGAGUGCAACUAUUGUAUAUUAAUUAGUGAAAGCAAUGGAAAAAUAGAAGUAAAGAGGAUAGAUAUUAAUGUGUGCAUCAAGUAAAAUUAUUUUUGAUUAAUUGGCAGAAUGGCUGAAAAAAUGAAUAAAACAGGUGUUAAGGUGGUUAGAGUAUGUAGUAAGACAAGGGAGAAUUGGGUCACAAAUGAUUAAAUUACUAUAUUUAGAUUUGGUUUAAUAAUUAUAGGGAAUGCAAGAGUAUUAAACAAAGUAUAUAUAUGUAAUUAUUAUAGGAUAAUCUUUGGAAUAAUAUUUUAAAUCUUUAGAUUUAUUGAUAUACGCUUCAUUACCUAAUCUGAAACCUUAUUAAAUGAAAUUUAGAUAACCUUAAAAUUUUUUUCCUAAAAGACGUAAUAAUACUUUGAAUGCUAUUAAGUGAUAAGAGUGUAUAUUCAUAUAUAAUUAGAUAAUCUUAAUUAAUUUGAUCAGAAUUUAAUUUUAUACCUGAUACAUAAGUAUUUAUUAAAGUUGCUGAUUAAAAUGAAAAAGAAAGAAUUAAUAUUCAAAGGAGAUAUAAUAAAUAUUGGAUAAUAUUCUUCACCAAUAAUGUUAAUUGGAACAUUUUAGAAUGAUUUAUAAUUAGAUAUUUGA
This is a messenger RNA of Paramecium sonneborni, 685 nucleotides long. The record is from the annotation of a GenBank genome assembly. NCBI's taxonomy places the organism in Eukaryota, Ciliophora, Oligohymenophorea, Peniculida, Parameciidae.